AUGACCACCGGCUUCAGAAAGACCCUGUGGUACAAAGAGUGCCUCAAGCUCUUCUUCAGACCAGAUCUUGAGACCUUGAAAGGCUACUUUCCUCGCGGGCUCAGGUUGAUGGAAUCUUCACAGGCGUGUUGUCACUCCAUUGAGGCUGCCUCUCCCCCGAGUAUUGGAGAGCCAUGUGAGAGGAGGGCUGAGGAAGAGACUGAGUUCUUCAUGCUGCGGGAGCUGGGGCCCGCUUGGCAGCUGACUCCCUGGGAGCAGCUGGUUUUCAGCAACUUGAUCACAGAGGACACAGGAGCCCUGGAUCAGGCAAGUCUCCAGUCUCUCAGCCUGUGUAGCGUGUCAUCGUCAGGGGAGGAGGAAGAGGGGGAGGCGGCGGCAAGGUCGCAGCUGAGGCCGGCGCCGCCACGCUCCACGCCUGUGCCCCGGCGCCCAGCGNUCGCCAAGAACAAGAAGGUGGGCCUGCUCUACCGGCUGCUGCAGGUCUCCAUCCUGACCUACCUGGUGGUUUGGGUGUUCCUGGUGAAGAAGGGUUACCAAGACACGGACACCUCCCUGCAGAGCAGCAUUGUCACCAAGGUCAAGGGUGUGACCUUCACCAACACAUCUGAGCUCGGGGAACGGCUUUGGGAUGUUGCCGACUACGUCAUCCCACCCCAGGGAGAGAACGUCUUCUUCGUAGUCACCAACUUGAUCGUGACCCCCAACCAGCGGCAGGAAACCUGUGCUGAGAGUGAAAGCAUUCCGGAUGCCUGGUGCUACACAGACAGGGACUGUCCUCCUGGGGAGCCUGUUGUAGCUGGAAAUGGAGUGAAGACUGGCCGCUGCCUGCGGGUGGGGAGCAUGCAAAGGGGCACCUGUGAGAUCUUUGCCUGGUGCCCAGUGGAGACAAAGUCCAGGCCAGCGAAGCCACUCCUGGGCAAGGCUGAAGACUUCACCGUUUACAUAAAGAACUUCAUUCGUUUCCCCAAGUUCAACUUCUCCAAGACCAAUGUGCUGGACACCAAAGACACAGCUUUCCUGAAGUCCUGUCAGUUUGGCCCCAAGAACCCCUACUGCCCCAUCUUCCGACUGGGGUCUGUGGUCAGCUGGACGGGGAGCAACUUCCAGGAGAUAGCCCCGCAGGGUGGUGUGAUAGGAAUUCAGAUUGAAUGGGAUUGUGAUCUUGAUAAAGCUCCUUCUGAAUGCAACCCUCACUAUUCCUUUAGCCGUCUGGACAACAAAUUUUCAGAAAACUCAAUUUCCUCUGGGUACAAUUUCAGGUUUGCCAAAUAUUACCGAGAUGGAGCUGGAGUGGAGUUCCGCACCCUGAUGAAAGCCUAUGGGAUCCGCUUUGAUGUGAUGGUGAAUGGCAAGGCAGGGAAGUUCAGCAUCAUCCCCACGAUCAUCAACAUCGGCUCCGGGGUGGCGCUCAUGGGUGCUGGGGCUUUCUUCUGUGACCUGGUGCUUAUCUACUUCAUCAAGAAGAGCCACUUCUACCGGGACAAGAAGUACGAGGAAGUGAGGGUGACCUGGCUACCAGGCAGGAUGUCCAGGACCCAGGAGAGACCAUCCACGCUGGACUUUGUGGGGAGGGGGUGCUGUAGCCCCUCCAUUUUGUCUGUUAUUUCCUCCAUACCCCUAAGUCACCACAAAGCAGCCUGCUUGCUAUGCUCCCCCAGCAUUAAGACAACGGCAGUUCUACCGUUCACCGAGGCUCACUCUGCCUGGCACUUCUCCGAGCUCUUUGUCUGGCCACCUGGGCAACGGAAAGGUGAGUGUGGAGCCCCUACAGAACCUGCAGACCGUGGAGGCAUAGCCAGCGGUGUUGGCGGAGAGCAGAUUGGCUGACGAUGUUGGGGCGAACCGCCUGCAGCUCUGAACUGAAAAUGGUCUUUGUGUCUGAUGGGACAGGGGCUUCCAGGCAUGGCCGUCUCUUUAGCGCUUCGGGAUCCUGCUACGGAGCUUUUUGUUGCGUGUGUUGCGUGUGGCUGGGGUAAGGGAGCCCCCUAGUGGCGUGAGUGGCUCAGACCUACAAGAGGAGGCCUUGGAGAGGCAAGUGGGGGAAGGCCCGGGCUUGGGUGGUACUAGAGUGUUUUCAUCUUUCUGAGAACCUAGUUCGUUGUUCAUUCAUUCAUUCAUUCAUUCACACGAUGCACAUUAUUUGCUAUUCCCUCUGCCCUAUCCAAGAGAUGCUUAAAUGAGACGCUGACCUGGCCCUCAGGGAGGCGAGCCCAUGUGUCAUUCCCUCCAGAGCCAAUAGACAUCACAGUCAGCCUCAGCCACCCAGGCCUUCCUCCAGCCUCUAGCUGAGACUUUCACAAAUCCUCGUUGAGAAUAGUGGCUCCUCAGAGAACGACUUCGGCCAACAUCCAAGGGGACAUUUGGCCGUGCCCUCAGGGAUAAAACUUAAAGAUGGCCAAAGAGGCAUCCAGGAAAGGACUGGACAUGUAAGGAGGCAGCUGACCCUUGAGGGGAGAGGCAGCCUCUGAGGGCUUGCAGCCAAGGUGGGGAAGGGGAGGCAGGGAGGCCUCUGCUCCAGUCUACCUGCCCAGUCUCAGAAAGCUUUGGGCAUAAUGUCUCCCAAAUGGGAGAUCAUCUGCCUGUGUCAUUUUCUCUUGCAGCUGCGUGUCCCUACGUGGCUUCCCUCACUUUCUCCUCAAAGGCUGGGUCUGAAGAGCUAAUGAGGUAUAAUAGGUGGUACUCACUUGGCAGGUGGAAGCUGUUGUUAAUAGGGAGGCCCUCGGCCCUCACCCCAGCCUCUCCUUCCCACCCUACUCCAUCCACCCCCACGCUGCAGAACCCUGCUGCUUCCCCCGCUAGUGGCUGUACAGCCUCACUACUUCAAGUGUGGCCCAUGGACCAGUGGCAUCCCCUGAGCUUGUUGGAAAUGGCAGUGGCUGACCCCUCCUUCAUCCUACAUCAGAACCUGUGUUUCAACAAGAGUCCUAGGGGAUUGGUGUGAACAUUACUGUUUGAGAGCACUGGGUAGAGAUAGACACAGCCUGGUUCCGAGGGAGGAAAAGGCCAGCUUUGACAGGUGGUGCCAAUUUCUAGGUCAGACUUACACACAUUGCAUUCUCAGAGUAAGAGGAUUCCACCCCACUCCCACCCCGAGGAAAGUGGCAAGCUCAAUGUAUUUAAGUUAAAAUAUUUUGACUAGAUAAUACUUAUAUGAUUCAAAAACUAAAAGGUACAAAAGACUAUAGACAGUGAAAGACUUCCCUCCCAUCCCUGUUCCCCAAGGCAACCUGUGUUACCCAUUCCAAGAGGCUCUCGUGUUUUGCUGAACAUCUCCUUGGUUACUUGUGCCCUCACUCAGGAAAUGAACUUUCCUGAUACCUGCAACAUCAGACCGAGUCUCCUCUGUCAGAAAGGGACACGGUGGAGGACACUUGCGUACCGGGCUGGGGAGUCGGCUAGCUCAAUUCUCCCUCUCCCAGCGUCUGAGGAGUCCCUCUGUAAGCCCAAGCUAGGACUCAUCACUCGCUGUUGUUGAUCGCUCAGUAGCGAAGGCCUACAGUGCUUUGUGUGCACAGCUACCCGGACACUAGAGAGCGUCCUCUUUGGAUGUGCCCCCUCUGGGCCUCCCUCAAGUCUGAAGGGUUUGGUUCUCCUCUGCACACAGAGGAGGGGGGAAGCAUCCUUCCACCGGGGCCUUUGGAGAGGUCAGAGGGACUUGCAAGAAGCUGUGCCACGGGGGCAAAGAAGCAUGGUCUCCCAAACAGGAAGUUUGCUCCUUGUAGGGCAAGCAGCUCUCUCAUUCUGGGUUGGUAACCUGUCAACAAGCCCACUUGCUCUCUGAAUAGAAAGUGAAAAAUCUGGGUGAUCCACUAUGGUGUUCGCUUCCUCACUAAGGCACAUCCUAGCAUUUGAUAAUCUAGCAUGUUACUUUUAUGUUUGGGAGGAAGUAAAAAGGGGAG
Ailuropoda melanoleuca (giant panda) is the source of this 3899-nucleotide messenger RNA. It is a transcript of the gene P2RX5, whose product is annotated as purinergic receptor P2X 5. The coding region runs from base 1 to 1827 and encodes 608 amino acids. The transcript is spliced from 16 exons. Gene Ontology annotation, cellular component: plasma membrane. NCBI's taxonomy places the organism in Eukaryota, Metazoa, Chordata, Mammalia, Carnivora, Ursidae. Gene Ontology annotation, biological process: response to ATP; calcium ion transmembrane transport. Gene Ontology annotation, molecular function: ATP binding; extracellularly ATP-gated monoatomic cation channel activity; purinergic nucleotide receptor activity. The record is from RefSeq and is a predicted model, not a curated record.